This is a messenger RNA of Adineta ricciae, 9402 nucleotides long. Lineage: Eukaryota; Metazoa; Rotifera; Eurotatoria; Adinetida; Adinetidae. The record is from the annotation of a GenBank genome assembly.
AUGAGAUUGAUCUACGGUUUGAAAUUGAUGAUCAUCUUAGGGAUCAUCGGACAAGUCUCAACACUUUCUUACAAUCGGCCAAAGUUUUGUUAUAGUGCAUCAUGGGAUGCAAAUGGACCGAUUGUUGCUUGGACAUUUAGUAUUGGACCACUGGGAUCGAAGUUAUCCGAUAUUUUUAUCGAUACAAACGAUACAAUGUAUGUGGUUUCACAACCGUCUAGUCCGUUUUUUAAUAUAUAUCAAACAGGCAGUAUAAGUAUCAAAACUAUUCAAAAUGCAGGAGCCAAUCCAAUUAGCGUCUUUGCAGCAACGUCUAAUGAGAUUUACGUUGGCACAGGUGAUCCAGGAAGCCAAAUUGGUAAAUCUGUAUCAACUCCACCAAGUUUCACUCAAAUAUUGGAUACAUGCGGCGAAUGUUUUGACAUCUUUAUCGACAUGUACGACAACAUUUAUUGUUCGAUAACAGACAGUCACAAAGUUAUCAGAAAAUUCUUAAACGACAGCUCAAGCAUAUUCACAAUAGCUGCUGGUAUAGGUGUUCCCGGUGGAGGUUCGAAUACACUUAAUAGACCGUUUGGCAUUACUCUUGAUAAUAAUAGUAGCUUAUAUGUCGCCGAUUGCUCCAAUAAUCGAAUACAACUUUUUCAGUUUGGCCAAAUAAAUGCAAAUACAGUGGCAGGAAGUACAUCAGCACAAGUUACGAUAGCACUGAGUUGCCCAGUCGAUGUUGCACUGGAUGCGGAUAAUUAUCUUUAUAUUGUCGAAUUUAAUGACGAUCGUCUUAUCGGAUCUGGGCCCUAUGGUUUCUUCUGUAUAGCCAAUUGUGAGGUUCUAAAAGGGCCAAUUGGACAUGCGUUUCAUUCGUCGCGAAGACUAACUUUCGAUAGUCGUGGAAAUAUGUAUGUUCUUGAAAGCGGUUCUUCUCGAAUCAAAAAGUACAGUUUAAGUACAAAAUUAUGCAACACUAGUAGCACGUACACUACAAAUAAUAUGUUAUCCACGACGACAACUAGCAGUAUGUCGACUUCGGAUCAAACAACUGUAGUAACAAUAGUCCGAUCUUACAAUCGACCGAAAUUUAGUGAAUUAUCAUCAUGGAACUCCAAAGCAGAAACAUUCGCGACUACCGGUCAAGUUGGUAAAUCUCCAAAUGGUAUAUUUAUAACUACUAAUAAUACAGUUUAUCUGGCAAAUCGUGACAAAAGCAAAGUCUUUAUAUGGUUACCAGGUGGUGCGAGUUGGAUGUCGGGAUUUUUUCCUGCACUAACUAACCCCUACUCUCUUUUCGUAUCAACGGACGGCGAGAUCUUUAUUGACAACAGUCGAGGAGGGAAUCAGGUAAGUAGAUGGACAUGGGCCACAACUGUUUCAACUUCCGCCAUGUAUGUUAAUGAUGCUUGCUACGGCCUGUUUAUUGAUAUUCGUGGUAUGAUUUACUGUUCACUACGUAAUCAACAUCAAGUUAUUGCAAAACUGUUGGAUGAUAACUCUAGCGUAGCAACUGUUAUUGCCGGCAGUGGUUGUAAGGGAAGUAGUUCAAAUAUGUUGAAUGAACCUCGUGGAAUCUUUGUCGACGAUAGUUUGGUUUUAUAUGUCGCAGAUUCUCUAAACAAUCGGAUUCAGACGUUUUCACCAGGACAGUCCAACGGAGCUACAGCUGCAGGACCUGCGUUAACUGGGACAUAUGCGCUUCGUACUCCAACUUGUGUUGUUCUUGAUAUUGACAACUUAAUGUUUAUUGUUGACUCCGACAACCAUCGUAUUGUUGCACAGAGUUCAACUGGUUUUCGAUGUGUAGCUGGAUGUUCGGGAAAGUCUGGCAGAAACGCAGAUCAAUUAAAUCGACCGCGAACUCUUAGUUUCGAUAGCGACGGAAAUAUGUUCGUUAUAGAUUCUGAAAAUCAGCGAGUUCAAAAGUUUACCUUAUUAACCACUAAUAUUGGUUCUUCUGUAGUUCCAUCUUAUAACCAACCGAACUUGAAUGUGUCAACAACAUGGAAUCCAAAUGCAAUAACUAUUGCUGAUAGUGGUACUAUUAGCGGAAAUGUCAGUGGUAUCUUCGUCACUGUAAAUAAUACACUUUACAUUGCUGAUCGAGCAAGUGGGCGAAUUUUUCUUUUCUCGAGCAAUGGUGCCAGUCUAACGCAAAUUCAUCUCAUGGGUUUCGUACUUCACACUUCGAUAUUUGUGACCAUAAAUGGCGACAUAUUUAUGGGCAACGGAAGUUCCAGUAGUGAAGUGUUGAAGUGGUCCGUUAAUACCAACACUAGUGUUUCGAUUAUGUCCACGAAUGAUACAUGCACUGGUUUGUUUGUUGAUAUCACGAAUACGCUGUAUUGUUCAAUGAGUAAUCAACAUCAGGUUAUUAAAAAGCGAGUAGACAAUACUUCUAAUACGAUAAUAGCCGCUGGCACAGGUGUGAAUGGCUCUGCUUCAAAUAUGCUUAAUGAGCCGUAUGGAAUCUUUGUCGAUGCUGAUUUAAAUUUGUAUGUGGCUGAUUCAUCAAAUGAUCGUAUACAAUUCUAUCAACUAAACCAGUUAAAUGGAACGACAGUAGCAGGAAAUGGCUCUAUCGGCAACACAAUUACAUUAAACAAGCCAACUGGAGUAAUUCUCGAUGGUAGCAAUUAUCUAUUCAUCGCCGAUUGCAAUAACAAUCGUAUUAUUGGAUCAGGACCCAAUGGCUUUCGUUGUAUAGCCGGAUGUUCUAAUAUACCAGGCGUAGCAUCGAAUCAAUUCAACCAGCCCGGCACAAUCGGUUUUGAUAGCGAUGGGAACAUUUUCGUUGCUGAUUAUAGCAACUUUAGAAUUCAAAAAAUUCUUUUGUUAAAUGAAAAUCUUGUAACUUCAUACAACCAACCAAAGUUUUGUGCAAACGCUAUGUGGAAUCCAGAUGCAAAUACUUUUGCUGAUAGAACCACGAUCGGAUUCAAUUCACGUGGAAUAUAUAUCGACAAGAACAACACUGUUUAUGUUGCUGAUUAUGCAAAUAAUCGAACUGACAUAUGGAUCAAUGGUAUGAGCAGUGCAAUGCGAUCUAUUUACAGUGGUUUAGCUUCUCCACAUUCAAUUUUUUCGACGUCCAAUGGUUAUAUCUAUAUCGAUAAUGGAGCAAUCAAUGGACGAGUCGAUAAACAAACAUUGAAUUCAAAUGCGAGCACGCCUGUCAUGUACGUUCCUGCUCCAUGCGAUGGGCUAUUCGUAGAUACUAGCAAUAUGAUUUAUUGUUCCAUGGCUCAACAUCAUCAAGUUGUCAAAAAGUUGUUGAGUGAUAGUUCAAAUACGACGACCAUUGCUGCCGGCACAGGUGUUAGUGGUUCUACGCCGGAUAAACUUUUCUCUCCACGUGGAAUUUUCGUUGAUGACAGUUCGAACUUGUAUGUCGCUGACUAUUCCAAUCAUCGUAUUCAACUUUUUCAGCCUGGAAAGUCCAGUGGAAUCACCAUAGCAGGUAGCGGGUCUUCUAAUAAUACAAUUACGCUCAACGGGCCGACAGAGAUCCUCCUUGAUGGUGAUAACUACAUAUUCAUUGUUGAUAGUGGAAAUAAUCGUAUCGUUCGAUCUGGCCCAAAUGGUUUUCAAUGUGUAGUAGGAUGUUUGAAUUCAUCAGGUUCAGCCGCCAAUAAAUUGUCCAAUCCUCAAUCAAUGAGCUUCGACAGUUAUGGCAACUUAUUCGUAGUCGAUUCUCAAAAUAUUCGCAUUCAAAAAUUCGACUUAUUAACUGCCUCCUGUGCAUGUCGUGCACCAACAAUAGUACUCACACCGAACUCGACCUCAAUCGCAUCGCCAGUUCAAUACCGUCGCAGUCAAGAUUUUACGAUAGUUUCUUUAAUAGGCUUGAACUGUGCCAGUUCUCUGACGAUGACUACGCAAUGGACAAUCAUCAAUUGUACUACGUCUUGUUCAAAUAGAAUGCCUUCGAAUCCGACAAUAGUAACCAAACAAAGCGAACUGUACAUUCCAGCGAAAAGUCUACCCUAUGGUUUGUACAAAUUUACAUUAACUGUAGCGAUGUCGCAAAUGACAACCUUAUCCGCAUCGUUAAAUAUCUACGUGCAAAUAAUCCCGUCAACUAAGACUGCAUAUUUAAUACCAUAUGGAAUGUCAUUGAUAACGCGUAGUUACCUACAAGAUCUUCAAUUAAAUCCUGGAAAUUAUUCAAUUGAUCCCGAUGAGGAUCUCUUCGACGCUACUCAAUGGAAUUACAAAUAUUAUUGUCGAAUAUACAAUUUGUAUGCAUUUCCAAGCAUCUCGGGAUCAUUUUUGACAAUCGAUGACUUGAGAAAUGAUUCAUCGAGUCCAUCAUGUUUAUCAAAUCGAACGGGAUGGACAUUUGAUAAUUCUCUCAAUUCAGCAUUUAGUAUUCUUGCCGGCUCGCUCCUACCCAAUCGGACAUACCAAUUUAUGGUAACAAUGACAUAUCGUUCAAGUUCAUCGAUUACACUUACAGGUUAUGCUCUUAUUCGAAUCGAAAAUAUUUAUCCAUAUACAAUCUUACUCGGUUGUGUCAUAUUGACACUAUGUGAGCCGAAUGUUCAGUUUCAAGUUAUUAAUCCAACAACACAAGUAGCAUUGUUUUCGACAUGCACUGUCAAUUGUACAGCAAUUCAGAACAUUACAUGGAAUGUCUAUACGGGUGAAAUGGAUUUGAUGACGAACGUCGUCGUGUGGACAUCGUUUGAUUCGACGAAUGCCAUCGAUGAUUCAUGGUUUUUCGGUUACGAUACAAGCAACUUUACAACUACAAAUCAGCUAUUUCUGUCGAAUACACAAACGUAUUGGCGUUUCGAAGUUGUUUAUCAAUUUACCAGCAGUACGAGUUCAAAUGCAAUAGAUUUCAUGAUCAAUGAAUCACCUUAUGACGGUUCAUGUUCGAUCAAUCCUACCGAAGGCACAACGAGCACUGUGUUUACCAUUACAUGUUUCGAUUGGAUAGAUAACAAUGGUAUCAAAGAUUAUACUGUAUACGCAUGGGCGAAUGAUUCGUUAACGCGAAUGUCUAUCGCUUAUUCUUCAAUUUCAACAUUCAAUGUUCUUCUGCCAGCUGGAGACAAUCAAACAUCCACACUUGUUGUGAUUAUUCACGUUCGCGAUCAGUUGAAUUGUAUUGCCGAGUUUAAUAUUUCAUCGGUUACGGUUGCUCCCGAUUUGGUAGCAAUUAAUAAUCUGAUAGGCGAUAUUCAAAAUUCAUCGGAGACAAUCUUAACAAACCCAAUCAUACAAUUGCUUGCAAGCAAAAAUCAAAAUUUUGUCGGUCAACUGUUAACAUCUGUCUCCAAGCAAUUCAAUCAAAUUAAUAGUGAAAGUCUCGAGCAAGCGAUUUCAAAUAAUAUUCCAAUGACGGGUAUCGCCAUUUCAUCAUUCUAUUCUGAUGAUAAGCAACAGACAACAUCGGUCGCACCCAAUCAAACUCAAUUAGAUGAAUUCAAUAGACAACUGAAUUCUCGGGCAACGGCUCGAGAUUAUUUGAUUGCAUUCAUGACUAAUCUUCCUAUCACGACAUUAAGUAAUAUUGAACUUCAAGCAUCCACAUUAGCGCAACUGACAAAAGCCACCAAUGAAUUGACACGAACAGCUCUGACAAUUUCAUCUAAUCAAUGUUAUCAGUUGGCAUUGGCUUUGAAUUCGAUGCGAACAAGUGUUGCAUACGAAAAUAUCCAACUCGCAGUAAAUAAUCUCUUUCAAUGUUCUGCCAAUCUCAUCAGUGCUGUAAAUGGGCCAUUACAAGAACGGACGACCAUUCUCAAUUUAGACUCAUAUCGAGCCACAAAACUUCCAGACGAUUAUGAUACGAACGUUGAACUGGACUGGGCGAAUCCAAAUUUGUUUGCUGAUGGAGAUGAUUUUUCCUGGGAAACAAUACAGAAGAAUCGAAACAUUUAUUAUCAAAGAAACUUAGCAAUACAAAUCAACAAUCAAAUGAAUGAAUUGACUUCAUUGAUAACAUCAUCACUGACUAUUCAUCUCAACGUUGGCCAAGAUUUCAGCAUUAGAAAUCAACAAGUUUUAAUGUCAUUGAAAACAAAAUCAAGUCAAUCAUUUUUGAAUAAAUCCGAACAAACAAUUGGAAAAGGUCGAGUUCAACUUCCCAACAAUUUUACUGAGUAUCUAGGUACAAAUGAAAAGGUUUCCCUUCAAUCUAUGAUGAAGCCAUUAGCAUCGUUUGGAAAUUCAAAGUCAACAUCAAAUACAAAUCUCUCUAGAUCAAUUUCGUUCUCAGUUCUCGAUCAGAAUCAGAAUGAGAUUUCAAUUCAAACAACAAGCAAUCAGUCGAUCGGGAUCAUCAUUCCUCGCGAUCCCAAUCUUAUCAUACCAUCGAUGAUCUUGCAAAAUGUUACAGCAACUAAUUCAACGCCUAACAAUCUCAUCUUUGAUUUGCAUUAUUUGAAUUUAACAGCGGUAUUACCAUUUUCUGUUCAUUGGGAAAUUCAACCGUUGGAUAUCAGUUUAGCCUAUUUGUUCAUCUACAGAUUCGAUCAAAUACCAAAACUGAGUUCAUCUGUCAAACAGAUCGAUGGAUGGACACUUCUCUGUCCCGAGAAUUUCACGAAUAGUAGUGUCUAUACAUACUAUGUCGAUAAUCAACAAACAGCAGGCCACCAGUCACUUAUUUUUGGCUUGCGACAACUCGAUGUCACUGAGAUCAUUCACCACUGUUCAAACACAUCACUUGCUGCUCCUCCCGUCACUGAUUACCCAAUUAAUUUCACUUCAGACUAUCGAAUGAGAAUAUAUACGUCCUGUUGUUAUUAUCUCGAUGCAAAUCAACAAUGGCAAUCAGAUGGACUCAUCGUUGGCCCGCUGACCAAUCACGAUCAAACACAGUGUUAUUCUACUCAUCUGACAACAUUCGCCGGUGGAUUUACUAUUCUACCUGAAACAGUCAACUGGAGUUAUGUGUUUGCUAAUGCUGAUUUUAUGAAAAACAAAACCAUCUAUUUGACAGUGAUUCUUGUUUGUGCGAUCUAUGUACUUCUGGCUAUUUAUGCGCGGUACUACGACAAGAAAGACGUGGAGAAACUAGGUGUUACAAUCUUGCCCGAUAAUAACAAGAACGAUGACUAUUUCUAUCAAAUGAUUGUGUUCACUGGUCAACGACGAGAUGCUGGAACGAAAUCGAAUGUACAUUUUGUCAUUCAUGGUGAUGAGAAUGAUACUCACAUUCGAACAUUGGCUGAUCCUCAUCGUCGCGUUUUGCAGCGAGGUGGAGUUGAUGCAUUCCUUAUGAGUGUUCCCAAAUCAUUGGGACAGUUGAAUUGUAUUCGCAUUUGGCACGACAACAGUGGUAAAGGUUCCUCAUCGUCGUGGUUCCUCAAAUAUAUCAUCAUUCGUGAUCUUCAAACAAUGCAAAAGUUUCAUUUCAUCAGUCAACGAUGGUUUGCAGUUGAGAAAGAUGAUGGGAAGAUCGAACGUGCUCUACCUGUUGCAAGUGAACUAGAAAAGAACCAGUUCUCAUUUGUGUUAACAAAACGAACUUAUCACAGUGUGUCUGAUGGUCACCUUUGGUUUUCGAUCUUUUCUCGUCCACCAUCGAGUCAGUUCACUCGUGUGCAACGAUGUACAUGCUGUUUUGUUCUAUUGCUUGUUUCGAUGUUUCUCAAUAUUAUGUACUAUGACUUGUCGAGCGAAGCAAAAUUAGCUAAAUCGACGAACACAAGUAACUUAUCGUUUGGAUCACUUUACAUUACUCCUCAACAAAUAAUCAUUGGUAUCGUCGUUGAAUUCUUUGCACUGAUUCCGAGUUUGCUUCUGGUUCAAUUAUUUCGACGCCUUCGUCCUCGUCGAAAGCAACUGUCGCCAAUACGUCAAGCUCUGUCUAAAGUAAAUGCGCCUCUACAAAAUGAAAAAAAGAGUCGUCGAAGAGCGCGCUCUAAGAAAUCACCAUUCACUCUUCCAUGGUGGUUUAUCUUUGUUGCUUAUGGAUUGUGUAUCAUCUUUGUUGGCCUUUCGAUUAUAUUCAUCAUUGCUCGCGGUAUCGAAUUUGGUGACGAAAAAACUCAAAAGUGGCUGGUUUCCAUUGUCAGUAGUUUCUUCUCUUCAAUUCUUCUCACUCAACCAUUAAAGAUUAUAUCACUGGCGAUUUUCUUUGCGUGUUUUUGUCGAAAGUCAAAUUAUGAUGCGGAGGCAAACGAAUUGCUAGAUGACACUCAGAUAGGCUUAGAAGCAGAUGAAGAAUAUUUACACGCAAUGGAAAAGGACUCUUCCCUAACUCGUCGACCAAUGAUUCAUGUUGAUCGUUUGAACAAAACAGAAGUUCUCGAGGCGCGUGAAUAUCGUUUACACGAAAUCGAAAUGUGGUCUGUCAUCCGACAAAUAUCGCUAUACAUAUGCUUUAUCUCAGUCCUCUACGUGGUCAUCUAUUCGAAUCGGAACACAAGUGCAUUCUAUCAAGUCAAUCAUCUGCGAAAAUAUUUUCUCAAUUCAAGGCACGAGGAUUUGGAUUUCACCAAAAUUUCAACAAUUGAUCAAUACUGGAAUUGGUUGGACAACAGUUUCAUUGGUAAUCUCCGAGCACAAGAGUGGUACAAUGGAGAUCCACCCCGAAAUCUCACCGGUUUUAUUGAUGAUAAAUCAAAUCGAUUAAUCGGAUGGGCAACAAUGAGACAGCUGAGAGUUAAAUCUACGCUAUGCCCGAAACAAACUGCAAUAUCGUCUGUCUGCGAAGAAGAUUACAAUCAAUUUCAUGCAGAUCAACGAUCUUAUGUACCAGAAUGGAAAGAUUACACAUCGAAUAAUUAUACUGCGUUCAUUCGUCAAGCAUUUACCUAUCAANAAGACGACUCCGACGACGCGCAAGACACAAGUUCAGGAGAUGACGAGCGAAAUCGUCUUUCAGAAUGGUUGGAUAAAUACAUUAGUAAACGUGGCUGCAGUUUUGGUGCUUGCAGCAGUGACGGUGAAUGCUGUUCUGGUCAUUGUAGUCGUCGUUAUUCUUUCAAUUCCUACCGAUCUGCGGGAUACUGUAGUCGUCAAAUGUUUUUUGGACAUAGUUGGCGUACCCAUAAUCGGUACGAACGCGUGGCCACGUCAUUGAUCAUGUCUACGGAGUUUGUGUACAAUGUCUCUUAUGCGUAUAAUCAAACGCAUGAAAACACCAGCGUACCAACACAAGUCAACCAUAAUCAAAUCAAUCAAAUUCAUGACGAUCUCAACACAGUCAAAAUACAGAUGGUUCAAAAUAUCGAAAGACUUCAGCAACGUGCAGAAAAAAUAAAUGAGUCCGAAGAACGAGCAGAUAAAAUGAAUGACGCUGCAAAAGAGUUCAGACAACAUACACGUGAAAUCAAACGUAAAAUGUGGUGGCAAAACACGAAGAUGUGGAUUCUUUUGAUCAUUGCACUUUGUCUUCUGAUCACUGGCAUUGUUUUGAUCGCGGUGCUUUUAUCAAAAAACGACAACUAA